Molecule: messenger RNA, 809 nt
Organism: Amborella trichopoda
Lineage: Eukaryota; Viridiplantae; Streptophyta; Magnoliopsida; Amborellales; Amborellaceae
Source: RefSeq, a predicted model, not a curated record
GUUUGGCAUUCUGAAGAGUGUUACACUCUCUUAUCAGUGGGGAAGGAAAAUGACUUCUGAAACUCUGAUUGCUUAUGAUUGAAAUACUAUUUCUCCAUUUUUAUUUUAUCUUCUUUUUUUCUUCCGAUGUUUAUAAACCACACCCUAAUACAGCAGAAUUAUCAUUAACUCAUUUUUGUAAUUAUGGCUCCUCUUACAUGUUGUCUACUAGCAGCUAAAAUGGGAUCUCAAGUGCUACUUCCAAUUCGCGGAUCUCAGGAUUCCGAUCGACAUCUCAAGUGAUCUUGGCCGGGUGUUCUUAUAAGCUUCUGUUACUUGCAAUAUUCUCUGUUAAUUGCUGCAUUAUGCUCAGUCUUAUUGACAUUUUCUUCCUUUUACAUGUACCACUGAUUGACUGAUAUGAGGUGUUUAGAUUUUGUUAGAUAGUACCAAUGAAAUAUAAUGAUGAGGGCUUAAUCAAGGCAGUUAUGGCAAAGGCUAAUGUUAUUAUCAACCUCAUUGAAGGGAGUAUGAGAUCAGAAACUGUAGCUUUCAAUGGCUGCUUGGAGCUUGCGGCCGCCACUAAGGAUCUUCGAGCAUAUUGCUAUGGUGCUUCCCAGAUUUUGAGUUUGAGGGCACUGCUAAGGCACUUUGCAUAUCGGAGGCCUCAAAAAGGAUAUAAAGAUCACUGUCGGGCAUUGCUAAGGCACUUUGCAUGCCUCAAAAAGGAUAUAAAGAUCACUGUCAUCGAUUCGAUAAUGGGGCUGUGGAAUGUGCUAAGUCCUGUAGGUGUAAUUCUAGGCACAAUUGAAGUAAACCUCCUAAUUUAA